This is a messenger RNA of Oryza brachyantha (malo sina), 2316 nucleotides long. Its product is annotated as zinc finger BED domain-containing protein RICESLEEPER 4-like. Bases 84 to 2117 code for a protein of 677 amino acids. Gene Ontology annotation, molecular function: DNA binding; protein dimerization activity. NCBI's taxonomy places the organism in Eukaryota, Viridiplantae, Streptophyta, Magnoliopsida, Poales, Poaceae. The record is from RefSeq and is a predicted model, not a curated record. The transcript has 2 exons.
GGUGGCAUUGGUUGAUUUUAUAGCGUCGCCGUGCACUCGUGCUCAUGCUUCCCUAGGGCGGAAUAUUGCUCCGGCUUCUCCGCAUGGAUGAGAUGGUACCAGACCCCCUGAUCAGUAACGACAAUGUGAUGAUGAAUGGCCAUGGCUAUACCAAUAUGGUCCACAGCAACGAGAUGCCCCAUGCUAACGAGCUGGUUGUUCGUGACGAGACGAAACCAACGGCGGGUCCAAGAGGCCAGAAGAGAAAGUCGGCAAUCUGGGAACACUUCACUCUUGUAGAUGUCUCCGAGGGGUGCAAACGAGCAAGCUGCAUUCACUGCGAUCAAUCCUUAGCGUACAGCUCGGGAUCAAAAAAUUCAGGCACUAGCCAUCUCACGAGGCACAUCGCGGAAUGGUGUCGUGGGUUGAAAGAUCAGCAGAAGAGCAGGCGCUACAGAUAUAGCAUUAGUAAUGCUAAUGCUCCAUUUGACCAAGAACGUAGUUACUCACAGCUGGCGAAGAUGAUCAUUCUGAAUGACUACCCACUUCACAUUGUUCAGCAGCCAGCCUUCCUAUCUUUCGUUGACAGCAUCCAGCCCAGUUUCAAGAUGGUCAAUAUUGAUACAAUGGAGGCAGAGGUGUAUGCUAUUUAUCACAGGGAAAGGGAUAACCUGCAGCAGGCGCUUGGAAAUAUUCCUGGAAGGAUCGGCCUCACUGUAGGGUCAGUGACUACAAGCCAAACUCUUGGGUACAUCUCGGUUGCUGCCCAGUUCUUUGAUUCAGAGUGGAGGCUGCACAGAAGAAUGCUCAACUUCAUGAUGGCACCAUGGCCUAACUCAGAGGACGCAGUUAGCAAAGUCAUCACCAAAGGCCUUUCUGGGUGGAACAUGGAGGACAAACUAUUCACCAUCACCUUGGAGCACGAUUGCUCGUCGCACGAUAUCUAUAGCGCAAACCUGAUAAACCAUCUCUCAGGUGACAACGUUCUCAUGCUUAAGGGCCAGCUGUUUGUUGUGCGGUGCUAUGCCAACAUUCUGAAUGCAGUUGCACACGAUGUCCUUGCUUCGGCUCACAACGUCGUCUACCUCAUCCGUGAAAGCAUGAAGUUCAUAAAAGCUGACAGUGCCCACGAGAGGAGGUUUGUUGAGAUUGCCCAUCAACUAAAGAUCUCUGGUGACAAUAUCCUGUGCCUGGAUGUUACAACCGAGUGGAACACCACUUAUCUGAUGCUGCUGGCUGCUCUGGAGUACAGGCAGGUGUUCACCCUGAUGGAGUCCUGCUACGACAGCUACAGUACAGCGCCUUCGACGGAGGACUGGGAGAAAGCCAAGGCUGCCUGCGGUUUCUUGAAGACGAUGUACACGUCUGCAGUUAAGAUCAUAACGGAGGAAGGAAACCCAACUGCAAACAUCUUCUUCCACGAAGCAUGUCUUCUUCAGCAAGAGCUCCAGGAUGGCACAGCCCACGAAGAUGCCGUUGUCCGUGGCAUGGCCAUCGGCGCCCACGAGAGAUUCGACCGGUACUGGAAGGACUGCAACGUCGUCCUGGCCAUCGCCGUCGCCAUGGACCCCCGCUUCAAGAUGAAGAUAGUCGAGUUCACCUAUUCCAAAAUCUACGGCCCAACAGAUGCAGCAAAGUAUGUCAAGGUCGUACACGACGCUGUCCUGGAGCUCUACAGGGAGUACGUCGCGCAGCCGCUCCCGCUCUCGCCGGUCUACAUCGAUCCAGUGCCAGCGGCCGACGACGGCCUGCCUGCCGUCGAGACCUUAGCCCCGUCGUCGACGGCCGACGCCGGACUCGAGGAUUUCGACAUGUACCUGUCGGAGGUCACCGCGAUGGUCCAGCCGCCCUCGAAGCACGACCUGGAGCUCUACCUGGAGGAGGCGCUCGUCCAGCGCACCCCGGGAUUCGACGUCGUGAGAUGGUGGCAGGGCAACACGGGCAGGUACCCGACGCUGUCGAGGAUGGCACGGGACGUGUUGGCCAUCCCGAUGUCCACGGCCGGCGUCGGCAGCUCGGUUUUCUUAGCCGGGAACGGCGGCGGCGGCAGGACGCUUGACGACUACCGGAGCUCGCUGCAGCCUCAGCUCGUGGAGGCUCUUUUCUGCGCCAAGGACUGGCUCCUGUAUUCGCCGUGAAAUCAAUUCGUCAUGUGAAGCCAGCCAGGCACGCCACAUCAUUAUUAUACAAGUAUUUAUUUAUGUAGAGCUUUGUGAAAUCAACAGUGUAGUCCGUCUAGAGCUGUUCGUUCGAGUUUGAUUGUUCUAUUGGGAGGUCGGAAAUUUUGAAAAAUACAACUUGAUUUUCCAAUAGGGCCGACGUUCUGCACCAACCAAG